Molecule: messenger RNA, 1297 nt
Organism: Phalaenopsis equestris
Lineage: Eukaryota; Viridiplantae; Streptophyta; Magnoliopsida; Asparagales; Orchidaceae
Exons: 1
Coding region: 26-1048 (340 amino acids)
Source: RefSeq, a predicted model, not a curated record
UUGCUAAUUCCACGGCUCGCCAUAUAUGCCUUUCGAUCUGUUCUCUUUGCUUUUUCUUCUUCUUCCUCGAGAAAUAAAAGCAGGCUUUGGGAAGGAAGGAGAUCUGAGCAGGUUAACAAUGGCCGUUCUUCUCUACCACUCCUUCGCCUUCGUUUCUCUCUUAGCCUACGGAAUCUACCACUUUAUCUCCGCCACCCGCUCCUUCUGCAAGCCCGCAUCGCCCUCAUCAUCCGGUUCCCGCUCCCCGAUCGCUGGCACCGGCGACUACAUCGCUCGUCCCUACUACCCCCUGUUUCUUUCAUCCCACCUGCAUCACAUCUUCCGUCAUCUUCCUCUCUACCUCGCCUUCCUCUCCCUACUUGUCUCCAUAGCUCAUCACGCUUUCCUCUCCACCGUUGCGGCCAACAGAUUCUCCUCUCUACAGACUGCCGCCUCCCUUCUCCUUUUCCUCUUCAUCGCGAUUUCGUUAUUUCUUCCCCUCUCCCUACCCCCAGACCUCAUAUUUCUCCUCUCCGCUGUAGCCUUCGCUCUCCUCUCUUCUAUUUCCUCCGCCUACCAACCCUCGGACCUCCAAUCCAAGUGCGAUUCUAUAUCUUCUGUCAUCUCCGCUGCGUCCGCGGCUUUCUCUCUUGCACUGGCUGUCUGCCCUCGCCUCUUUCUGGCGGAGCUUGCCCUCGCCGUCUCUGUAUCCCUGCAGGGACUCUGGUCUCUCCAAACUCUCCUCUCGCUUUACGUUGGGGGCUUCAUACCUGAGGGUUGCCAUCGGCUCCUCGAAGUUACCGAUGAAUCCAUAAGAUGCGAACUCGAGGACUCACGUAACCGCGCCGCCGCCCUCCUUGAUCUCGCGUUCGUACUUCACACCACGUUAAUCUCCGUCAUUGCCGUCAUCUUCUAUGCUGUUCUUACCCGGGGUUCGGGUGGAGGCCUCCCAAGACGCUACAAUGGCGGAACCUAUGAGGCUUUGCCAACAACUACGUCGUCCGGAGGACUCAAUGAUUUUGAUCACAUCCAGAUGAAGGCCAUCACGAAGAAUUCGACGCAGGCUUGAAUUUGACUCGAGUAAACGGGAAAAAAACGGAUCGCUUGCUUGUAGAAAUCGUAAGAUAAAUUUUUCUUAAGAUACAUAGCUGCUUAACUGUAGAAUUUUGUAGAUCUGCCAUUGAUAGCAGAAAGUUGUCCAUGAAAACUUGGAUAUUUAUUGGUUCAACUUCAUUUGAUGUAGAUCUGAGGUGUUUUUUGCUGUUCUGAGAUGAAUUGGUAGCUUAUAUUUCCAUGUUUUUGAAAUGAAUCCUUACAG